AUGGACAAUGUAAGAAGUGUAAAAGAUGGUGGAUCACAUAGGAAGAGUGGUCGAAGUCCUACUAAAAGAUUUGAUUUUCCUUUUCAAGUAAUAUCAAGUGCAGAAUUGAGAAAUAAAGUUCUACAACAUGUUAAGAAAGAAAAAAUUGACAAGUUACAUGAGAUGCUACAAGGAAACAAUAGAGAAAGGUUUCAGGAAAUUAUAGAAGUUGUGGACGAAACACCAAAAAAAGGAAAUCAACAAGAAAGAGUUCAAAAGGUUGAUCACAAUUUGGACAAAGAGACUAUUGCAAAGAAAAUGGAGAUAGACAAACUCUCGCAACCAAAAGUAAUGAAAGAUCAUGCACAUGGUGACAAAGAAGUUGUACAAGAAACACCAAAGAAAAGAACUCAAGUGAAAGCUACAGUGAAUAGAGAGAGAAUUCAAAAGGUUGAUGGAAAAUUGGACAACCAUAUUGCUAUGAAGAAAGCAGAGAGACCUAAGCUUUUGCAACCACAAGCUAAGGAAGUUUUUGCACAUGGAAACAAAGAAGUUUCACAAGGAAUGCUGAAAAAAAGAAUUCAUGAGAAUCUACUAGAGAACAAUAGAGAUAAAAUUCAAAAGGUGGAAAAACCAAUUGCAAGGAGAAUACUUAUUUCUUCCAAAAAUAAGAAACCAGAGAAAUCUACUCUAUCUUUGGACAUAAUGAUGUCAAAAGCUGAAUGCUCUAAAAAGCUAAACAGGGUGCCAAAAUGCCCAUCAAUGUUGAUUGAUGAUUAUGUAGAUCUUCACAAGUCAAAGGAAAUGGAUGCAACCAAGUCAAACAAUGGAGAAAAACCCGGCAGCAGCGUUAACCGUAGCUCUAAUCAAAAUCAGCCAAAAAAAGGAACUCGACAAGAAAGUGUUCAAAAUCGGGCAAAAGUCAACGAAGAAGAUGCAAUCACAAAUAGAGAAGAAGAAAAAGAAACAUCCCAAAGAAAAACUCGUGGGAAAACUUUGUGCAAAAAGAUUCAUGCAAGAACUUUGGAAGAGCGAGUAGAAGUGACCUAUAAUGAGGAUUUUCAGCCAAUUGGUCCUAGUGAAAAAGUAGUAUCUGACAUGAGCCUCUUCUUGGGAACAUUGGCUAGGAACUUAACAUUUUGUCCUCUACGUUACACCAAUUGGUCAGGAAUGCCAGAUGAUAAUAAAAAUCGUUUCUGGAGAUAUACUAAUCGGAAGUUUAUCUUGUCGGUUGAAGCACGGGAUUGGAUUGAGACCACUGUUAGAGAGGCAUGGAGAUUAUAUAAGCACAAAAUUAAGAAGAAUCAUUUUUUGAAGUAUUCCAACAUGACCGAGAGACUCAAAAAUCGUCCGCCAAACGUGCCAAUAGCCCAGUUUAAGAGUCUUUGUGCUUAUUGGAGUAAGGAAACUAUACAAGCAAUCAGUGAAAAUAACACUAGAAAUAGAGCUCAACUAAAGUGGAUGCAUCGAAUGGGUCCCAAAAACUUUGCUUUGACUCGUGAAAAAGUGCGUGAAAAGGAAAAAAGAGAGCCCACUCAAUCAGAAAUGUUUGUUGAAACUCGAAAAGGAAAUAAAGGAAAAGAACUGGAUGUAGAAACUGGAAAAGUAAUUGAGUGUCCAGGCAGGGUACGCUGUUAUGGGAGAAACAUAACUAAAACUUCCUUAAAGAGAAAGGCAGAGAUUAAUGCUUUGAAACAAGCCCACAGUGAAGAGGUCUCUACAUUAAGGGACGAGUUUCAAGAUAAGAUUGAUAGAUUGCAAAAUGCUUUUAAGACCGUAAUACAACAAUGCAAUCCUCAAAUUAAUAUAGAGUCAAUUGAAGAUUUGUUAGGAUUAUCUCAUGGAGAUGAUAAUAGUUCCCCAAAGGAUAUAAGACCGCAAAUGCAUUCAUCUACAUCAACUCAUGCUCCAUGUCAUGGAAAGCAAUGUAUCAAUGAAGAUGUUGAAAAGGACGAUAUAAAUGAUGAAAUUCAAGAGGACGACAUAAAUGAUAAAAUUCAAGAGGAAGACCUAAAUGAUAAAAUUCAAGAGGACGACGUAGAUGACGAAUUUCAAGAGGACCACAUAGAUCUAGAUGAUGAAUUUCAAGAGGACGAUAUAGAUGGUGAAUUUCAAGAGGACGACGUAGAUGAAGAAUUUAUGGAGGAUGACAUAUCUAACGAAUUUCAAGAGGAUGAUCUGGAUGAUUUACUCUUAGAAGACAAACUUGAGUGA
Vicia faba (fava bean) is the source of this 2193-nucleotide messenger RNA. Lineage: Eukaryota; Viridiplantae; Streptophyta; Magnoliopsida; Fabales; Fabaceae. The record is from the annotation of a GenBank genome assembly.